Molecule: messenger RNA, 4142 nt
Organism: Patella vulgata (common limpet)
Lineage: Eukaryota; Metazoa; Mollusca; Gastropoda; Patellidae
Product: glutamate receptor ionotropic, NMDA 3A
Exons: 9
Coding region: 70-3165 (1031 amino acids)
Biological process (GO): monoatomic ion transport
Cellular component (GO): plasma membrane
Molecular function (GO): glutamate-gated receptor activity
Source: RefSeq, a predicted model, not a curated record
UACAAUUUUCCUCAAACAGUCGUGGUUAUCCAGGAGAAUUAUGUCAACGACGGUUUUUUGGAAGGGUUCAUGUCACGACAGCCUGUUGAUCAAGAAGAAAACCUUGUAUGGAAAUCAGUCAAUGUUGAAAUAACAGAUAUCGAGGUGGAGUAUUUAUUAACGGAGUUGUCAAUAACCGGUUGGAAAAUUCUUGUACUUCACAUGGAUCCGCAUUGGAUGAUACGGAUAGUCAGAAAAUCUUUGGACAUGAACUUAUUUCGUGCUGGCUAUGCCUGGUUUCUCAGUGAUAAAACAUUUAUUGACGAGCCUUCGGUGGUUCAAAAUCUACCAGAGGGUCUCUUAGCUUUAACUAACUUUCACCUGACUGGAUCAAAAGGAGUAUUGUCAAAUGUUUUCCGCUUUUUAUCACAAGCGUGCCUUUGUGUUGACUUUCUUAAGUCAUCUGGUAUAAGUCCUAAUUUAUUUGAACCGACCAGUUCUUCGGUUGAUACCAGUGAUACUUUUAUAUUUUCUAAACCCGAACUUUUUAGAUACCUUUCCCGUGCCUCACAGUGUUUUAAUGACACAGAACCUAAUGAAAACAGCACUUUGUUGGCUACUGGCGAAGCCUUUCAUUUGGUUAAUUUAGUAGACAAGAAAAUAGGCGGCAAACAAUGGGAGCUGGUUGGUUAUAUAACGGUAGACGGACUAACUGACCUAAAAACUGUUCUGUGGCCGGGGAAUACGAUAUUUGGCCCGUCGUCUAAUAAAGAAAGAACUUACCGCGUUGUUACAAAGCCCGCAAAACCCUUUGUUUUUAUUAAUGGACCUGUGGCCCACCCGUCUACCUGUUACUCUGAUACGCCCUGCAUUAAACUAACUAACAGUACCCCACGCCAUGUUUCUUCCAUGAUAGAAGAUUUUAUAACCACGAGGGAUUAUAUGAACAAGGGAUAUGAUGUCCAUUGUUGUACGGGAUUAACUAUUGAACUUCUCCUUAGAUUGUCUUUGGAUAUGAAAUUUGAAUAUGUGAUAUAUUUCCUAGAUGAUACUGACUAUGGAAGUUUUGCAAAUGAUACGUGGACCGGUAUGGUUGGCGACAUUGUGAACGGAGCAGCAGAUAUAAUUGCAGGUGCUUUUAGUGUAACGUCCUCGCGGUUGACUGCGAUAUCCUAUUCCGAGCCUUAUUUCCAAAGUGACUAUGCAAUGGUGACUAGCGUCGAUGGACGUUCGACGUCUAUGUGGGCUUUCUUAAAACCAUUUUCCUUUGAAGUGUGGAUAUGUAUUCUACUGAGUUCUAUUGCUGCGGGUAUAGCUACCUCAAUUCUAGAGUGGCACAGUCCAUUUGGAUUAAAUCCAAGGGGACGGAAGCGGGACAAAAACUAUGGUUUAGGUUCAGGAUUGUUAAUGGUGUGGGUAUUGAUUACAGGACAUACCAUCAAUGUAAAAGCCCCCAAAAGUUGGCCUGGAAAAGUUAUACAAAAUGUUUGGGCUGGUUUGGCUAUUUUUAUAAUGACGAGUUAUACUGCUAAUUUAGCUGCUUACCUGGCCGGCCAAUCCGCGGUCAUACUUAUAUCAAGUAUAUAUGACGCAAAGUUGCUGUCAAAGAAAGUGGCUUUGAUUGAGUCGAGUUCCGUAGAAUUCCUUCUUAAUAUCAUCAACCCAGAUCUUAUCAAAAAUGUUAGGCACAACUACAUAUCGUCAACUGACGAAGCCAUUUUUAUGCUACGAGAUCGAGAAAUAGACGUAUACGUUGAUGAUACGCCGUUGUUACAAUAUUCAGUAGCUAGAUUAGAUAAAGAUUGUGCUGUCAGAUUUGUGGGUAAAGGAUUCGGGUCGGAUGGAUAUGCUUUCGGUUUACCCAAAUUUUCGUGGUUACAGGUUCCAUUAUCGAACAAAGUACUAGAGUAUGCUGAAUCAGGGUUUGUCAAUGACCUCAGUAGCAAAUAUCUAUCCAGACCUAAAUGUGAACAUUAUUUAGCCACUAGUCCAUUUCAAUAUAGCCUAGAACAUACAGGUGGAUUAUUUAUUAUAUUAUUGAGUGCUGUGGUCACUAGUAUAUUAUUACUAUUAGGAGAACAUAUGAUUUAUAAAUAUGUGGUACCCUGGUUAAGAAAUAAACCACAAGACAGUAAAUGGAUCGGAGAACAUCUGUAUUUCUUUAGUCAGAGGUUGUCACGUGUUGUAAAAAGUGAAACGUUAUAUUCUCAGAAACACGCCGCCCAGGAAAUGAUGACUAUAGUUAGAACUGGAGACUUUACUAGAUUAAUACAGAAACACGAACUACAGAAAAGAAAAAUGCCACCACCAAAGAAGGAGAAGACAAGGGCGCAAAUGUUUCAAGAAUUAACUUCAAAUAUAGUCAGUUAUCACCGUCAAUUAAAAACUGACACGUCCGAGGAACAUUCAGAAGAAGAGGUGGAAGAAACGCGUGUCGACCCCGAAGAAAUAUCAGCAGAGGUUCACGUUGAAGACGAAGACGAAUCUAGUGGUGUCGCUAACCUAGGAUAUCGCGAAGACGAAGCUGACACUUCGGAUGGUGAUGAAAUAUCAAUAGAUCUAGUAGAAAGCCAAGCAAAUAGCCCCCAACGCCGUCCAUACCAACGAUUAUGCAAGCGAUACUCAACGUGGCCGUCCGGAUUAGUGGUUUAUGCAGAUACAGGAAAGGUUUCGCCAUUUAAAAAGCAGGUUUCAAUGUCGGCGGGUACGAGUCCGACGACAGAACCAGAAUCCCCAAGUAAGAUUUGGGUGAUAUCAGACGGUCGAGUUCUUGACGAUCGUGUGCACUCCCCGCGCGUGUCUCCUGCUCGGAAACUCUCCGAUAUAGGUGUACCACGAAGUAGUCAUACACGUGAUGAACCAAAUAAUGCCAAAAGAAGUAAGAGUUACGAUCACCAACAACCUGAUUAUUUUAAAAGAAAUUUGAAGAUGAAAGACAAUCGAGUGAAAUCCACCAUCAGAAGACACGCAUUGUCUGGCUAUCAAUCACAAAUACCGGUGGAUUAUCUGGAUGAAUGUACCAUUGAUGCUCUUUCUAAGGAAGACUUGUUGAUACUGUGGAAGAAAUCUGAAAUUGAGAUGCAAAGACGUCUAAAUGAAGUAAAAGUGAGGAACCGGAGACUUUCGUUGGCUAUAGAUUAUCUGGUCAAGCAUCAAGGGGAUAGUGAAGGUGCCGAGGAAGUCUGAAGCGAUUUGUGCGACUUUAUGGUACACUUUAAAAGAACUUUGGGAUUCAAAACCCAGAGCUACUCAAGUGCUCCCAAAAAGCACCAUUUGAGAUUUUGUGAUGGGUUAAAGAAAAUGUAUUCUUUGUUCUUAAACAUUGGUGUUUGUGUAUUUUCUAUUUAAAAAUAUAAUAGAAUUCACUUGUUGAUUAUGAAUAAUGAUAGAGCAUGAAAGUUUGUUUUUUUUUGGAGAUUUUUUGGUCCAUAAUGUGACCAAAGGGGUGGCACACCCGUUUCUUGGCCAUGUCAUUAGAUUAGAAGAAAUCACCAUUAAAAUUGUUUUGGAUUCUUUUUCAUAUUCGAUACUUGUUGGUAUACUUACUUUCAAUCACCAGUCAUUUCCAUAUUACUAGAUUACAUCGCCACCUUCUCGUGAAUUGCAUGGUGUAAAUUUUGUGCAUUGUUUUGUGAUCAACUGUAGAAAUAAUUGAUUUUUAAAAUUACACUCAAUAUUAUUCCCUUUUUAUCGAGUGUAGAAGCAUUAAAUUCAUGGUCGUUUUGCAUUUGGCUAUAUUCCCACAACUUCGAAUUCAUUCUAGACCAAUUUUUUAAUGCAUUAACGUUUGUCGUUAUAAUCCUACAAUUUUUUAUUUAUUUUAGAUUAAACAUAUAAUUCUGUAACCUCAUUUUGAAAUUAUAAUAUUUUUAAUGCUGAAUUGUUACUAUUACCAUUAUCUCAUUUUUAUAACUGUUAUCAUCAUCCUUUAUUUAAACCACAUUUUGCUGUGAUUUGUUUCUGAGGUUAUGCGUUCUCUAUAUUUUAAUGGAAGGAGGUUUUCUUAAUGUUAUUUAAUGGCAGUUUACUUUUGAUAUGAAAUAGUAUUUUAACCAUUUUCAUUAUAAAUAACCCUUGAUUAAACUUACAUUGUCAGACAUCGUUGUUACUGAUAUCAUAUCUAUAAAUAAAUAAAUGUUUCAGAGUUUUCAUACAAAACAAUA